AAAACACCAUGGAGGGGUGCGUAGGAUAAGCAGACAUUGGUGUUGUUUGUGGGAGAGAAAGAGAGGGUUAAAAUAUCGCCUAAUGCCCAUGGUGGACGCUCGUUAGCCACAACAAAACUCAGUUGGUUUUUGUGUCUGAAGUUUUUUAUCUGGGUUGGGCUCGGCUCGUCAGAGUUGCUGCUCUCAGUUGGUUUUCACGAUGGAGCCGCAGCUUAGCAGCGGGAGGAGGAGGAGGAGGACAGUGUUGGUGCUCCUCCUCUGCUUCAUGGCUUUGAUCCCGUUAUCGUCGGCCGCAUCUGGGAUGCGCAUUUCAAGGCAGAAGUUGGAGGUUCAGAAGCACUUGAAGCGUUUGAACAAACAAGCCGUGCAAAGCAUCAAGAGCCCAGAUGGAGAUAUUAUUGACUGUGUCCAUAUGGCUCAUCAACCCGCUUUCGACCAUCCUUUCCUCAAAAAUCACACAAUUCAGCUGAGGCCUAAUUUUCAUCCAGAAGGGCUCUACGAUGAAAGCAAGGUGUCUACAAGGCCUAAAGACAGACCCAGGACCAUCACUCAGCUAUGGCACUUGAAUGGUAGGUGCCCAGAAGGAACCAUACCCAUUCGUAGAACAAAGAAAGAAGAUAUCCUAAGAGCUAGCUCAGUCAAAAGAUUCGGCAAGAAGAAACACAGAACCAUCCCAAAACCAACCUCUGCGGAUCCUGACCUGAUUAAUGAAAGUGGUCAUCAGCAUGCAAUAGCCUAUGUACAAGGAGAUAAGUACUAUGGAGCAAAAGCAACCAUUAACGUUUGGGAACCCAAAAUCCAACAGCCUAAUGAGUUCAGCCUGUCCCAGCUCUGGAUCUUAGGAGGUUCUUUUGGCGAAGAUCUCAACAGCAUUGAAGCUGGUUGGCAGGUUAGCCCAGAUCUCUAUGGAGACAAUAACACGAGACUCUUCACCUACUGGACUAGUGAUGCAUAUCAAGCCACAGGUUGCUACAACCUUCUAUGCUCGGGCUUCAUUCAAAUCAACAGUGAAAUAGCAAUGGGUGCUAGCAUCUUCCCUGUAUCUGGCUAUCGUGGUUCCCAAUAUGAUAUCAGUAUACUUGUCUGGAAGGACCCGAAGGAGGGGAACUGGUGGAUGCAAUUUGGAAAUGACUUUGUGUUGGGGUACUGGCCUUCGUUCCUAUUCUCAUACUUAGCUGAUAGUGCAUCCAUGAUUGAGUGGGGUGGAGAGGUUGUAAAUUCAGAACCAGAUGGUGAGCACACCUCAACUGCUAUGGGUAGUGGUCAUUUUCCUGAAGAGGGUUUUGGCAAGGCAAGUUACUUCAGAAAUGUUCAGAUUGUUGAUGGGUCCAACAAUCUAAGGGCCCCCAAGGGAAUAGGUACCUUCACUGAGCAAUCCAACUGCUAUGAUAUCCAAAAUGGCAAUAAUGGUGAUUGGGGCAACUACUUCUACUAUGGUGGCCCUGGAAAGAACCCUAAUUGCCCAUAAGGGAAAAAAAAUUCUUCUAAUUCCCCUUUCUACUACCUCUAUGUAACAUUCAAUGUAAGCUAAUGCCCCUCUUUUUUUGUUUAUUAUUAUACAACCUUUUUUUUGUUUUUACUCAGGUUUAGAGUUUAGAGUUUAGAGUUAGUAACAUUUGCAUCUUGUUUCUUAUUCUCUGUAUUGUGAAGUUUUGACCCCUGUAUUUUUCACUUAAAACUCUCCACAUAAGAAGUUGGAGAGAGGGUCAAGUUUCUUAAGCCCAAAAGGAACAGACCCUUGUCACUCCUUUAUAUGUAUUUGUUUGCUCCUGUCUUUGGAGUGGUUUGUUAAUGGAUGAAUGAGAUUUUGAUGGUUGGGUCUUCUAGCAA
Messenger RNA from Nelumbo nucifera (sacred lotus), 1830 nucleotides. Its product is annotated as protein neprosin. The record is from RefSeq and is a predicted model, not a curated record. NCBI's taxonomy places the organism in Eukaryota, Viridiplantae, Streptophyta, Magnoliopsida, Proteales, Nelumbonaceae.